UUAAACAAGUUUGUUUUUAUUUACCUAAAUCCAUGGCAAAUUCAACAGUCGUAAAAUAAGAGACAUCUAGAAGAUUGCCCAACACUGGGAUUGAGUAGUUUCUCCCAACUUUUGUUAUUUGAACCGUAGCGAGUUGUACGUUGCAUUACCUUCGAUGGCUUAGAAACUUCGUAGGCUAAAUAGAUCCCAGCGAAGAGCCUGGAAAUACUGGAAAACCACUCUAAAUACUCAAAAGAUCCUCCCAAAAUACUCCAUUAAUGAAUUCGGAAACGAGAGACCCGGAUUUGAGAAAGGGCGAUGUAGAAAGACCGCACUUUGAGGCAGUGACCACAUUGGCGGACUCCCAGGCGAUCCGGAGCGUCGACUUUCAUCCGAAUGGAAAGUUGUACGCGGUGGGCUCCAACUCGAAGACCUUUCGCAUCUGCCAGUACCCGCAGCUGUCUAAGUUGAGACAUGGCCAGCAGACGGUGUUUCCCCCCUCGGUGCUCUGCAAGCGGACAAAGCACCACCGGGGAUCCAUAUACUGCACCUGCUGGUCGCGGGACGGGGAGCUCAUCGCCACCGGAUCGAACGACAAGACCAUCAAGUACAUGCGGUUCAACAACGAGACCAACCAGCUGGUGGGCCACGAGAUGGAGCUGAACAUGCAUGACGGCACGGUGCGGGACAUGUGCUUUCUUGACGACGCGUCCACCAAGUCCAGACUCCUGGCAAGCGGCGGGGCGGGCGACUGCAAGAUUUACAUAACAGACUGCGGCGCUGGCACUCCCUUUCAGGCCUACGGUGGCCACUCCGGCCACAUUUUGUCGCUCUACAGUUGGAACAAUGCGAUGUUCGUGUCUGGAUCUCAGGAUCAAACAAUACGCUUCUGGGAUCUGCGGGUAAACGUUUCUGUGAACACCCUUGACAACGAGCGGAAGGAUGGUGGCCUGGAAAACUCGGCUGUAACCGCAGUUUGUGUGGACCCCACGGGAAGACUCUUGAUUUCCGGACAUGCUGACAGCUCCUGUGUGCUCUUCGACAUCAGAGGAAACCGACCCAUCCAGCGCUUCUAUCCCCACAGCGCAGAGAUAAGAUGCGUCCGUUUCUCCCCAUCCGCCUACUACAUGCUGACUUGCAGCUACGACAACUCGAUUAGGCUGACGGACUUGCAGGGAGACCUGGCCCACGAACUCUCCUCCGUGGUGGUGGCAGAGCACAAGGACAAGGCAAUCACCAUCCGGUGGCACCCAACCGAGUUCUCCUUCAUCUCCACGUCUGCGGACAAGACGGCCACGUUGUGGGCCCUGCCGCCCUCGUAAUUGCCAAAUUACGCCCCAUAAACGGCUUUAAUAUAUCGUUGUCAAUAUUGUAUUUCUGCAGAAUUGUUCAGACUGAUCUAAUUUAUUAAACAACAAACCGAACGCUAGGCUGAAAAAUCAGCUAGUUAAUAAAAA
Molecule: messenger RNA, 1436 nt
Organism: Drosophila ficusphila
Lineage: Eukaryota; Metazoa; Arthropoda; Insecta; Diptera; Drosophilidae
Product: WD repeat-containing protein 47
Exons: 5
Coding region: 258-1301 (347 amino acids)
Molecular function (GO): protein binding
Source: RefSeq, a predicted model, not a curated record